AUCUACUUAAAUGAAUUUUUUACAAUAAUUUCAAAUACAGCUCCUUGAGAGCAAGUCUCUCGACUCGUACUACAACACUCUUAAGAUCACUACAAAUAUUCGCGCAAGCUGUCAAGGUCAAACAAUUUCUUUUUCAAGGGAGCUUCAGAACCAUGCCAAAUACCAGACGUCAAGAAGCUGCAGAAGCGAAGAGUGGUGUUUCAAAGUCGACGCGAUCGGGAUCCGCACUAGCAGAUGAUGCCUCAUCGGCAGACUUGCUUAAUAAAAUACAUCGACCGCCGCCAAAAGUAGAUAUGAAAGUCGCAAGAAAACAUGCUCCAUCCGCUAGGCAGGCUCGACAACCUGUACAGGUAGCACCGGAAUCAGACGAGGAUAUUGAAGAUGCACUGAACAAGCAAUUAAAUGAGAAUAAUGAGGAUCCAUCCGGGUUGGAGCCGGAGGAUAUGACAAAAGAACUUGAAAAUGCUCAGCCAGCAUCACCAGCUGAGAAAAAAAAGAGGGGCCGUCCCAGGAAAGAACAAAUAACAAAGGAAAAAGAAAAGGGAGACGCGCAAGACGUAUCACAACUUCAAAGUGCUUCUCCGCAAAAGCGCAAACGAGAUGAUCCAAGCAUCUAUGACUUCGUUGCCGAGGAAGAUAAUCAAGAUGUUCGACCCGCGCCUUCCAAGCGAGCAAGUAAAAGUUUAUCGGUGAAGGGUACCCCGAAAACCAAGCAGUAUAGUGUGAAGCCCAAAAAAGUUCGGAAUCAGCCUGACACGAGCGCUGUUGAUGAGUCUGGAGACUUCGAUGAGGAUUUGCCUGACGUGGCAGAUAUUGGGAAUGGUAACUCCACAGUUGACCAAGAACCUGGACAACCUGACGUAGGUGCCCCCUCCAACGACAGACGUGCAAGCGUUCGGAAAACGAGAGACGACGGAGAGCAUGUAGAGGAUGGAGAAGAUGAAGGCGACGAAGACGAUGGAGGCGAUGGAAUAACAGAAAUAGCUAUGCCUCUAACCCCGGCAAAACCGCAAGGUCAAAUUUCGCGAGAACAGCAUAAACAAAGCGCAAAUGAUGCGAGGACAAUAAGCAGCAACCAUGCAAAUGUUUUCCAUAACAAGAAGAUUCAGCCUUCGCGCAAAGUGGGAGUCAGAGAAGGGCAACCCGGAGAAGUCGCCGAUAAUGUUGGACAAAGACCUAAUGUAGCAACCGCCGCCAAUGUUCCAGAACAACGUGAAGCGGCUGGAGAAGAACUUGAUGACGAAUCUGAUGAUGAGGAAGAAAAUUAUCAAGAAAUUUCCCAACAACUUGUCGCCUGGACUGGAAUCGUCACCCGUACUUUUUUUCCGGAUAUUGAAAAAAUUUCAAAACGGUUCGGUUGUAGAGAAACUAGGGGUACGUGGAUACCAGUAGUUCUAGAGAAGCGUGGCCUUGUAACAAUAUCUGGAAAGAAUACGGAGCGGUAUUUGAAAAUGCUCCAACAACUCUAUCAAACCCUUAAACUAGCAAUAAAUGAGGAGAACGAUGCCAAGCAGAUCGAAGUCAAUUCGCAUAUCGAGCAAACGAUUGAUCGUUUGAAUAACAGGGUAGACGAUAAGCUACAGCCCUUGGCGGAAGAUGCUCCCGAACCUGUUAGAAGGAAGAGACGUAGAUAUUUGGAGGACAUAUACAUUGUUCUUAUUCGAGAAUUCUUGAAAGUCUUGAGAACCGCAAUGCUUACAUAUGGAAACCUUCAGGUGUUGUCAAUCGAGGCUUUAUUAAUUGUGAAUCGGAUCACCAGUGUAAUCCUCAAAGUUUUCAAUUAUCUCGAAAACCAGGAGAAGGAUUUACAGCCUACGAACUGCGGCCAGACGAGGCAACCAUUGAAGGAACUUCGCACUCAUUUGCGAGAUGUGUUGCAGCGAAGGUGUCAAAUGAAGAUUGCUGAGCUCCGUAGAGAGGAGGAAAUUGAGAAACAUCUUGCAUUGACCCAGGAAAUUAGACGUGUGCGGGAAGAGGAAGAGGCCAGGUUGGAAAAUGAGAGAUUGGAGCAAGAGCGAAAGAUAAGAGAAUUCAACUCAUCCCAACAGAAAACCAUAAUGGCCAGCCCAAAGAAAGCUAGUCUGAUCGAACUUGAAAUGGAGAAAAUUGCGUACCGAAAACUCCCACAAGCUGAAAGAAUCAGACUCGAGCUGGAAGCAGAAAAUAAGAAGAGAUCGAGAAGGCUGGUGCAACAAAUACCACAAGUAGAACGAGAACGUUCCGCUGCGUCGUCACAUAGAAGUCAAAGCAAUAACGAUGACCGGAAUGAUCCAUUCUCGGACAACUACGAUCCUUCACGAGGUCCCAACAGAAAUCCCGUCUCUGCUCAAUCUCGAAGAGAAGCCAAAUUUGGCGAUAUUCCCGAUAAUGAAAAACAGAGAUUCUAUGACCAUUUCAAAGAGAAGUAUAGAUACGAGGAAGAGCAAGGCUUAAAAGAUGAAGAAUUUUGGGGUCGUCUACAGAAAGAUUUACAUGGUGGUAGGUAUACUCUAGAUGAAAUCUGGGGCUUUGCAAGGGAAUUGCAGGCAAGUCUAGAUUCUGCGCAUGAUGAAGGGGAGUUUGAUGGGGAGGAACAUUUCUGGACAUUUUAUGUUUGGGAUUGGGACAUGGAAUCGUAGAGGAAAGUUUGGGGGUAAGGGAAAAAUGGAAAGGAAGCUAAUGACGGUGUAAUCUAAAACGAUUCUUUGAAUUCGUUUGUGU
Botrytis sinoallii is the source of this 2700-nucleotide messenger RNA. RefSeq lists its product as uncharacterized. The coding region runs from base 153 to 2618 and encodes 821 amino acids. The transcript has 4 exons. The record is from RefSeq and is a predicted model, not a curated record. NCBI's taxonomy places the organism in Eukaryota, Fungi, Ascomycota, Leotiomycetes, Helotiales, Sclerotiniaceae.